AUGGCUUAUGCACUUGAUCCAACUUCCCUUGUGCUCUGCUCUCAGCUUCCUUCAUCUUUCACUAAGAAUGGAACACAAAAAUAUGAUUUUGACCCUAUUCAAUUCAUCACUCUUACUCUCUCUUACAUCCUAUUUAAUAUGACCCUCAUUUUACUGUGCCCAAAUGCCACAGUUGGCGCUACUUUUGGCUUCACAAACGAGACAGACAAGCAAGCCUUGCUAGCCAUCAGCGAUCAAAUUCUUGAGGAUCCUUUCAAUGUCCUCCGCUCAUGGAAUGAUUCUAUCCACUUUAGUAGUUGGAAAGGAGUCACAUGUAGUCAUCGGCAUCAGAGGGAGACAAUCCUAAACUUGUCUUCCCGGGAAUUAGUCGGUUCCUUGUCUCCUCAUAUGGGAAAUCUUACCUUCCUCAGAGGGAUCCAUCUCGAGAACGAUAGUUUCCGUGGCACAAUCCCUCUAGAAAUUGGUCGACUGUUUCGGCUUCAACAUCUUUCUCUUGAUAAAAACUCUUUCCAAGGUGAGUUCCCUACCAACUUGACUCAUUGCUCCGGCAUUACUGUCAUCAACAUGUCUUCAAACAAUCUUCUAGGAAAAAUUCCUAUUGAGCUAGGGUCAUUGUCUAAUCUCUUAGAAUUGCGUCUUUCCAAAAAUCUUUUCAUUGGCAAUAUCCCACCUUCUUUGGGAAAUCUUUCUGCUCUUCGCACACUUGAUCUAGGAUAUAACAAUCUAGAGGGAAGCAUUCCUUUUGAGCUUGGAAAGCUUUCUGACUUACAGUGUUCAUUAAGCGGAAGGCUCCCCAAAGAACUGGGAUUGACCCUUCCAAAACUACAAUAUUUCUUAGUUGGUGGUAACCAAUUCUCUGGGCCUAUUCCACCAUCAUUGGUUAAUGCUACAGAACUUGUUAAGUUUGAUAUAGGUGAGAAUUUUUAUAGUGGGUCUGUACCAAUGAAUUUGCAUAGCCUUCAAAAUCUAGAUAGGCUAAGUAUUUUUAGUAACCGACUCAGAACUAAAAAAGCCAAUGACUUGAGCUUCCUUGAUUCAUUAACCAACUGUUCAAAUCUACAAGGUCUACUUUUAGGUGGGAAUUAUUUUGGAGGUGUAUUGCCCAAUUCAAUUGCAAAUCUAUCCACCAGUCUCACCUCACUGUCGAUAAAUGUAAACUACAUAUCUGGAAGCAUACCACAGGGAAUAGGGAACCUCGUCAACUUAGAAUUUCUAGUAUUGGAUACGAAUAUGUUCAGCGGAAGCAUUCCUGAAUCUAAUGGGAAAAUUUCUAAGUUGCAGUGA
Molecule: messenger RNA, 1284 nt
Organism: Cornus florida
Lineage: Eukaryota; Viridiplantae; Streptophyta; Magnoliopsida; Cornales; Cornaceae
Product: LRR receptor-like serine/threonine-protein kinase EFR
Exons: 2
Coding region: 1-1284 (427 amino acids)
Molecular function (GO): protein binding
Source: RefSeq, a predicted model, not a curated record